GUCUAUUAUCGUAUGGAGGAUAACAAAUGCAUCUCGAGGGCAUCUAUCAGUACUUCAGAUGUCGGGAUCGGGCGAUCGUCCGGGUUCCCAGGAGGCAGACACCUUGGGGGUGACCACGUCUGCGAAAAGGUUUUUGACCACCAGACGCUAUCUACUUAAGUAGCACUUUCACCACGUGCUCCCCAGUAUGGAAAGGAGGCACAAGUCCGACUUAGGAUCGAGCUGUCUGCCUUCCUGCCUGCCGGCUCGCUCUCUCGCUGAUUAUGAUAAUCGGAGAGAGAGAGAGAGAGUGAGGAGGUCAGUACUUCAACGACAUCAUCUAGGACCUAUCUAUGCAUCGGCUCGCCUCUUCAGCAGGCAGGUGAAGUUGAAACACGAACUAUCGAAGGAUCUACUACUCUUUUCAAAGUUGAGGCUAGCUCUUAGAUGCCGUGGCUUGGCAUGGGGCUCGUGGAUUUGGCAUUGUCUGGGAUUCAUUGCGAGCUAAGCGUUCACUGUCUGAUCCGAUCAGACCCAAGACAGAUCGGUCCAUGAAGAGCAACCUUCCAAUUUCCAAUCCACGAGAGAGGCCAUCAUGUGCAUGAGAUCAUCCUUCUCUCCAUUGGGUGGGUACGAGGAAGGGUACUUUUCCCGCGACCUCCGUGCCAAGCUGCGUGCAUUCAAGAGUCUAGUAGUCUCUAGCACACAUGUCGACUUCAAACAAAGACAGCAACCCAAAACGGCACAAAAAAUGGGGGAGAAUUGAAGAGCUUGGGUAUGUCCACACAGUUGUCAGCUCAGGCAUGUGACAACGGUGCCUCAUGGCAGCUCCAGACGAUGGAGGUGACUGUUGUACAGACGUCAGGAUAACGAAUCUAGACGAAAAAGCCGUUCUACACGUUAUUUGCUGCAUGCUGUACAUGUUAUCGGCUUUAAUGAGGAGAAUAGUUUCAUGAUAGGGGAUUGUACGUCAUAGUUUAGAUUCGUAGCGCUGUACCAAUCAUGAGUCUGAGAGCUCAAUGUACUUGUUCGCCAGAGUGAGAGAAACGUUCGACGAAUUGCAAUAUUCGUUGGCCUAUCUUCCGUGGUGUAACCAUCUAAGUUGUGUGAUUCAAAGAUUAAAUGUUACCUG
Molecule: messenger RNA, 1111 nt
Organism: Marchantia polymorpha subsp. ruderalis
Lineage: Eukaryota; Viridiplantae; Streptophyta; Marchantiopsida; Marchantiales; Marchantiaceae
Source: the annotation of a GenBank genome assembly